Molecule: messenger RNA, 2675 nt
Organism: Pectinophora gossypiella (pink bollworm)
Lineage: Eukaryota; Metazoa; Arthropoda; Insecta; Lepidoptera; Gelechiidae
Product: protein ref(2)P-like
Exons: 8
Coding region: 161-1939 (592 amino acids)
Biological process (GO): endosome organization; mitophagy; aggrephagy
Cellular component (GO): amphisome; aggresome
Molecular function (GO): protein kinase C binding; zinc ion binding; K63-linked polyubiquitin modification-dependent protein binding
Source: RefSeq, a predicted model, not a curated record
GUUUUUCUCCAACGUUCGAUAUUUGAUGAAUCAUAAUAUUUUCAAGCCAUAUUUAUAGUGAGACGCUGCGCAACAUUAUCAUUCAGUGCCUAUCGCUGUGCGAAGUAAGACGUGUGUAACAUUGUUUUCCCAAAAGCAAAACUUGAGAAAUCAUACAACCAUGGAGGAUCAAGUUCCAUUUAAGGUAUUUACAUACUGGAGUGAGAAUGCCAAGCCAGAGGUGAGGAGAUUUGGUGUGGACAAGAGCCUGGUCACCAGCUUUGUCUAUCUAAAUGCUAAGCUGCAGGAGAUCUACCCUAACUUGAAGAAUAAGAGCUAUACUGUGACAUGGAAAGAUGAUGAAGGUGAUGAUGUAACGGUAUCUUCCGAUGACGAAAUCAUGACUGCUCUGACUGCCAUGAGUGGCGACCUCAUCAAGCUGCACGUCCACUGCAAGGAGGCUGAAUCUGAGGAUGAAGCUAACAUCAUCAUUACUGCUGUCUCUGGAAGUGGAGAUGGUCGGGACGCGGUACACUUUGGCGUCACGUGUGACGGAUGUAACUCUCAGGUCGUCGGCUGGCGAUACAAGUGCACCUCUUGUGAUGACUACGACCUCUGUGCCCGCUGCGAGGCGGAUGGCAAGCACGCUGAGCAUUGCAUGCUGCGAGUACCCGCACCUGUUAUGUCGCGCGCCAUGGUCAAGGCAGCCAUUAAGCGUUCCCGCCAUUUCUUGAAGACGGUUACUGGUGCCGUCGGUGAUGAGUGCAACUACAAGAAACACAAGCGCGAGAAGAGUGGCGAGAGGAAGCACCGAGACGAGAGACACCACGAGCGUCGUCACCACCGCCAACGAGGCAGCUGGCUAGAGACCUUCGCCACCUACAUGAACGAGUUCGCGAACCUAGCUGGUGACGUCAACAUUGACGUCGAUAAGAAAGCUGGUGAAACCCCAAGACCCCAGAACACCCAGAAUGGGGAGCAACAGAGAACUGCUCCAGAGAGUACUGAAGCUCCCAACCCUGGAGCUAGUACCUCUGCUCCGAAGCCUGGAUGCCCCUUCUCUGGCCCGCCGCCUCAAUGCCCCUUCUCUGCCCCUAAGUCUGCUCCAAAGCCAGCAACCCGAUGCCCCUUCACCCCCUCAUCUAUGCCACAAUGCCCCGAAAUCAAUGCCGAGACAAUCCCCCAACUUAUUAACAUGUUUAUCACUGGCAACUUUGAGGCUCUGUCUGGGUUGAUCCCGACGCCAUCCACUUCUGCUAGCAAUGAUGCCGCGGUGAACACCAACGAUGUGGUGACUAACAAUGCGUCCGUCAACACUAGCGAUGUCGAUAUGGCUCCGGCAGAGGAGCAGGCUCCUGAGAAAGCCCCUGAGGACCCAGAGACUUCCAGCGUUAACUCUGAAGCGUCGUCCACUCGAAGCUCAACGAAGAGGGAUGAGUCUCCGGACAAAGUUGAUGACUGGACACUGAUCAAUAAGGAGAGAGACUUGAUGGAUGCCUAUAUGAAGCAAGGCAGUGCCUCUGGUGAGGCAGCCCCCAUUGGCUUCAACUUGCCUUCGGAGUUUCAAGAGCGAGUGAGGAUCACCGAAGGGCAGAGCCUGUAUCCGCCCCUGAAUGCCGCCACUGCUGUGUUGAAUCCCAAAGAGGCGGAGAGGCCGCAACCCUCGGCCCCGGUCCAGCUGCAGCAACCUCUGCAACCGCAACCUGCCCCGCAGCCGCAACCCGCCGCGGCUCAACCGCAAGUCAAGCCAGCGCAACCCGCCCAGGCCAAGCCGACACCGCAACAGCCGAAGCCGAGGCAACGCCAUCAUGCUAAAGCGCAUAUUGACGCGGCCAUCGAGCAGAUGCUAGUGAUGGGCUUCACCAAUGACGGAGGCUGGCUCACUCAGCUCGUAGAGAGCAAGGACGGCAACAUUGCGGCAGUCCUGGACUUGCUCACUCCAGUCACACCCAAGAAGUAAACAACCGUCAACAAAACCCCAAUUAUAAUAAGAUUACUUAUCUUCUAAUCGUAUGUAGAAGUAGAGUAGUGAAUUAACUACUUGGUAUAGGGGUUGAUAUCUAUUGGUCAUCUACAAUGUGUGUGCACGGUGUAUUGUCAAUUUCUGUCUCGCGUUCUCUAUUUAAAUUAUUAUUCACGAGUAGUGUUCGCGCGAUCCUAUUCUAACUGGUAUUUAGGAAUUCCGCGCCGCACCGUGCGUACGCUUUCAAUGUAGGCAUAGUCUAACAUAAUAUAAUGGAUGUUGUACUAGCGUACAAAUCAUAAGAUUUUUUUUAUUAAUUUGGUGCUAUAUAUCUUGAGCAGUAACAUCUAGUUUGAUUUUUAAACUGAAAACGUGGUAUGUACAAUUUGGUAUUGUUUAUUAUUUCAUCUUUACCACAAAAUUUAUUUUUCACAUUCCUUUGAUUCAAUCAAAUCUCCGAAUUAUUUUUGAUUUAUUUUGUUAGUGAUUUUAUGUGAUAUGAUAAAAUUAUGUACCUUGUAGUCUAGUAUGUAAUUCAAAAUACAUUAUAAUUGUAUUUAAUAUAAUUAUUAAGUUGUAUCCAGAUUUAGUAGUACAGAAACAUCUGGUAUGUGAUAAUGACGUGAUAAUCUGAAGGACUGAAUAAAGGAUAUAGAUUAUAUUUUGUCGUCGUGAUGUUAAAACUAUUUAAAAAUGUAUCGAAAUAUUAAAUAAAGGUUUUAUGGGGUUAAAA